Molecule: messenger RNA, 1718 nt
Organism: Leguminivora glycinivorella
Lineage: Eukaryota; Metazoa; Arthropoda; Insecta; Lepidoptera; Tortricidae
Product: lipase 1-like
Exons: 6
Coding region: 226-1305 (359 amino acids)
Biological process (GO): lipid metabolic process
Molecular function (GO): hydrolase activity, acting on ester bonds
Source: RefSeq, a predicted model, not a curated record
UACUCGCACUCGCCCCGUAGUGUCCAUCCACUCUUUUAAUACAUAUAUGCCAGAAAUUGAAGUUGUCAAGUAAUUAGCUAACUGGAAACCUGUGCAACUUGCCAACUUAUGUGAACAACUUUUCUAUAGCAUAUAUGGUGCAAGAAAACAAGUUAAUCUAAAGAAAACCGUACAAAGUACUUGAAGAAACAUACAUAAACCUUAGGACCAUAAAAAUUAGUCAGUAUGCGAGUUGCAAUAUUGCUUUGCCUACUCUUCAUUCGUAACGGCGAAGGACUAGAUUUGGUACAAGACACAGAAGCUUCAGGGUACAGCAUGCAGGUUCAUCAGCUGCACUCGGAAGAUGGCUACAUCCUGAUUAUGCACCGCAUUCCGUACGGCAAGGACGAGACCAAGACGGGGCCGGUAGUUAGGCAGAAGCCGCCUGUCCUUCUUAUGCAUGGCAUCAUGGGCUCUUCUGCAGACUUCGUCAAUCAAGGCCCGAAGAGCAAAUUUGCGUUCGUUGUAGCCGAUGCUGGCUUCGACGUUUGGCUGGGCAAUGCUCGGGGCAACCCCUAUUCCCGAGCCCAUUCAAUCCUCGACCCUGACAACAGCAGUGCGGACUUCUUUAACUUCAGCUGGGAGGAGGUCGCCAUAUAUGAUGUCCGCGCUAUGGUCGACUACAUCCUUGGUGCUACUAGCAGUCCUCAAAUACGCUACAUAGGAGACGCCGAAGGUGGAACUUGGUUCUUAAUACUAAACAUUCUGAAGCCCGAAUACAAUAAGAAAUUCCAAAUGGCACAGCUCCUAGACCCAGUUGGGUAUACGAAAUACUUCCCUUCGGAAGAGUUGAAACUAGUAGCAGAUAUGAUUGAGCCCCUUUAUACAUAUGCACAAGAGUUAGGUAUUGCAGAAAUAUCUUCACUGAAUAUUCAAGAAAAUGUAACCGAAAUAAGGGUGACGGGCCAAGUAGCGUUACAGAGUAUAGUGUCAUACAUCGCAAGCUUAGGCGGCUACAGAUCCAUGGGGACAUCUCUCAAGCAACUUGUCCACCUUGCCCAGAACAUAAGGGACCAAUCCUUUCGCAGUUGGAACUAUGGCGAAAAAAUUAACAAGCAAAUCUAUGGCGCUAAGUCUCCUGCUCGAUACGACCUCAGCCAGGUCACGGUGUAUACCGUAUUGUAUUACAGGAAAAAUAAUAUUUUUGUACAUGAAAACGAUGUCAAAGAGAUGGCUUUGAAUAUCAAGAACGCGAUAGCUAUUGAAAUUAAUGGAACUUAUAGUGAAAUAGAUUUUGUAGAUAUCGCAAGGACAACCAUAGAAUAGCUUGAUUUUAAAUAUAUAUGUAUAACAAGAACCACCUUCAUAGGGCCAGUUGCAUCAACCACAGUUAAGAGACACAUCAACGUCAAGCAAAAGUUGGAAAUUCUCAUAACAAAAAAAAAAUUGCGAACGCAAAAUUUGGCAAAAGACGCUUUGGUGCAACCGACCCUCAUUUGAUGCAUUAUUAGUCAAAAAUUUCCCAUGUUGAUCAAUUUUGUACAUUUGAUAAAUAUGUGAUAAAAUAAGUAAAUAGAAACUAUUGCAGUACCAGCUGCAUUAAUUCAGAAAACAUUUUGACGCCACAUUUUUUAUGGUGGUUAUUAGUCUCUUUUAGUAUCCCAAUACUAGAUAAAGGCCUCCCCUCGUUUUUUGGUGACCCUGCCUUGCUGAGCCGCGUAAAAUAAGUAUUAAUGCCA